AUGGCUAAUCCAAUAAAGUAUAUAAUACUUGCAUAUUGAUUGUAAUAAAAUAGUUUCUCUUUAAAUAAGUUUGUUUACUUUGCUUUCCAGAUUGUGACGCCUGUAUGAAGUACUGAAGUUACACCUGAGCUUACUUACCGCAUCCUCUCAGCUUCAUCAACAACACAUUACAACAUCACAUUGACCAGAAACACUAUGCCCCAGCCUGUAGUUUAUAAUCUAGUGUCUGUUAAUUUUAGUAAAGAUACGUAAUUCACAUGAUAUCGAUUUUGCCGCGAUAAUCGUUAGCGGCUACGUCACGCUGCACGUGGAGUCAUAGAAAUAUUACAAUUAUGGGAUGUAAGCAGUCUGCGCCUGAAACCAAUACGAGGUCACUAACAGCAGAGGCGGCAAUGGCGGAUAAGUUACCUGAGCCUGCUCCGCCAGAUCCCACGGAUCCUAGACUACCACUGGAUCCUAGACAAGUAUUCAAGCUUAAAAAGUCAUGGAAGGGUAUCAAAAGGUGUAUGGAAUCCACAGGAGUCGAGAUGUUCAUAAGAAUGUUCCGUUCCAACACUGACAUUAAAAGACUGUUCGCAAAGUUUGCUCAUCUGAAGACAGAAGAAGAAAUGAGAGUGGACGAGGUUCUCGAGAAGCACGCUACUACUGUCAUGGCGACUGUAGACGAAGCAAUGAACAAUAUUGACAAUGUAGAUUUCGUGUUAACCUUACUUAAACACCGUGGAAAUUAUCACAAGAAGAUUCCGGGAUUUACGUCAGACUUGUUCUGGGCCAUUGAAGUACCGUUCCUGGAGGCUGUAAAAAUAACCCUUGGAGACCGGUACAGUGAUAACAUGGACAGAAUCUACAGGAUAACAAUCAAGUUUGUUCUGAAAACGCUGGUAGAGGGAUACGACACGUCUAAUGCCGUGUCAUGAGGUCACGUGAUGAUGACCAUGUCUGCUGCGGACGUACAUCGUGCCAACAUGGUAAUAGACAAGGAUGAGAUGAUAGGGGAUCUCCCACGAUUUCACCGGAAAUUUACCGGAAAUUUGGCCUGCUGGCACGUGUAACGUAUGGCUCGGGUUGGCUUUUGUGGAUCGGUACGUACGAUGCUAAAUAAGUGAUGUGGGUACAAACAACCCGCUAGGUGGCAGCAGGAGGCUGGCCUGUCCUCCUAUUGUACAGAUAAAGGAGUAUAGUGUUAGAGUGACGGGCCGAGAGAGGAUGUUAGGCCAUACCAAGGAAGUUAAACGUCCAUGGAUGUUCGGGAACUGGUGUCAAUGUGUAAAAGAUAGAGUGACAGUGUGAUGAGGUGCGGAUACAUAUGUAAGACAUUAAAUAUGCCUAUAUGUUUUAUGUGGUAGAUGUGUAGAUUCAAUACAUCACAUGUGUGCUACGUUAUAUGUGACACACAGAGUUGGAGUUUAUGUACGUUGUGCGAACAGUAGUGGAUGUGGAAUCACGUCACAUUGUGUAAUUAAAGAAACAUUCUGAAUUGAAAGCAUUAAUUGAAAUUGAAUUAAUCAUUAUAUAUACAAAUCGGUGAAUAAUAUAUUUGCGGCAAGUUGGCAGCAUCCAACUACCCUCGCAACCUCUUCACAACAACCUCGAUAGUUUCGGCUCCCACAGACUUCUAUUAGGCAUCAUCCAUAAGCCUUAUAACAAAGUUCAAAUCCCCUGCAAAUACGGUUGACGUCAUAACUCUUUAUUAAGUCAAAAGCCAGUAUUAAAUUUGUGCAUUUUUUACAAUGGAAAUUUGACCUAGAAAAAGAGAAAUUGUAUAAUGUACAUCAUUGAGAAAUAGGGAUUUAGAACAAGGAAGCCACUUUAAUCCCACGGCGUCAUAAUGCUGUAUUGAUUUUUGAAGAUAAGAACCGAGUAAUACGUACCAUGUGUCGUAACCAAGGGCUGAUAUAAUGUACAACGUAACAAUAAUUGAAUGGCCCAUUAUAAAUGCUGCUUGAAUCGGGUUAAAAGGGAGAUCGGUAUUUCGUAGCAAUAGCGAAAUAUUUUUAUAUUUAUAUGGAAUUUACCCCAUUCAGAAAUAACUACAAAGCAGGUUAUAAUGACCAUAAUCUAUUGGUGAGAUAUAUUCAGAUUGGCAUUUGAUUUACCUUUUGGUUGUCCUCUUAAGACAUGCUUACUCAUCUAUUGUUAAGGUAAGCUAAAACGCGAGCGUCAAGACUUAUGUGUCAGAUUUCCACGUUUGUAUCAAUACCGUAUUGUCCUACAGCUAAAAAUCUAUUUUUGCAAGGAUCUCUUGUCUGCAUAACGUAUUGUCCUAAAGCAGAUUGUCCUGAAUAUAAUCUCUUUUUAAAGUUUAAAAUAUCAUAUGCGUACAACUCCACGUUGCAAUUGUUUGACCAGAGGGAUCGUCAUGUGUUAUAAUUCGAUCAACACAUAACUAUUACUCUACCAAUAUUAUGUUCCGAAUCCCGUCGUGACACGCGUUACUAUAAUGGUCUCUAUCGACCCCUUUGUUUCACCCUUCACCCAUCAUUAAGACAACUCGAAAAGUGCCACUGGUACAGGCAUGUUUGACAAGGAUUGCUUCUUGAAAGUAAAUUGUGCAGAGAGAAUAAUGUUACAAGUGUAUAAAAUUUAUAGCUAUUUAAUGUUGCAUGCAUAAGUUAUUAAGAUAUUAUUAUGACAAUAUAUGUUUAUCAUUUAGAGUUUAUUUACAGAGGAAGUAUUUUAUAUAGACCUGUUUUGUUGUACGAUAUGAGAGUAAGUGCUGCUGUGUGGUAGAUAUACUGGUUCUUGUGUUUGACAUCAUGUAUUGACCCUAUGACGAGUACGUUUUGUACGGCUGUAGCUGUUGUGUAUGGUUGAUAGGUGGCUUCCGUUUGCACGCGUUUCAUAAGCCAUGAAACGCAAAACAAAAAAGACAUUCUAAAGAAGUAUGGUUCCAUUAUAGAUGAGACAUAACGAAAAAUCUGAUAAUAAACCAUAAUUUUUCGAAACGCUUUCUGCCCAAACACUUAUGUUACAGGUCCUUGAACAUUUCUUCUAUUUCAUCUGGAGAUUUUAUUGAACUCAAUUUUAGCAAUGUCUGACAUUUGUAUUCUUAAAGUCAAUGAAAAUAUCCAAACACCUGUCGACCCAAAUGUUGGCAUGACAACGCACAUAUAGAUACUCCUCCAUCAAAUAAAGUUCCAAAAUGCCUGUAAUGACAAUUUGGUUGUUAUUUUUUAGAUAAAGAUAAAGAAUUUUUUGAGAAUUACACAUUUUCAUGUUAGCUGUGUUUUAUUUAUUAUAUUCAUAUAAUUAAAGAAAUCGUUUUCGAAAAUCAAUGGAAACGACAAACGCAGUUGAUGGAAUACAACAAAAAUAUAUGUUGUCUGUGUAUUCGGACAGUGGCGGCGAUGGUUUCGGGUCAACAAAUACUUCAAUGUUAUGAAUAUGGCUUAUUCCAUUAGAUAUUGCAUACGAAAGAAUGUAUCUAUAAUGUAUAUGUAACAACAUUAUGAUAAAUAGAUCGAUAGAUUAUCUAUAAUAAUAUAUGAUAAAUAACUCGAUAGAUUAUCUAUAAUAACAUGAUAAAUGGCUCGAUAGAUUAUCUAUAAAAACUUAUGGAAAUAACUCACUAAAUCCACUUCGAACAACUGCAAAUAACACAUAUACAACAGUGCUGCACCUGGUAACUACAAACUCUUGAAUAUGUUACUGCCAAACUCCAAAACAAGGAUUGCGUUGUAAAGAUAUAUGAUUUGAGAUGUUCAUUCAGAUAAUCGCUGACGUGACGUCGUUCCAAUAUGACGUCAUAAAUUGGCAUCGAUUGACAGAAAUCAAUUAAACUUUUCAAAUUUAAAAUACAUUUGUACAUCUUUUUCAUUCUACUUAUUUUUAGGUCAAUGCAUAAACAUGGGCUGUGCCUUUCAUUUAAUCAGUAGACAUCCUGAAGCAUUAUGGGUAUGUGACUUAUUGUUGGAUUACUUGCCUUACUGCCAUUUUUGUCCAUUAGGCUUACCUCCCAAAACACACAUACGCACUCACCACACGCAUGCAUGUCGCACGCACGGGAGGCCGUUCUUAAAUGACCUUAGCUGUUAAUAGGACGUUAAACAAAAUAAACCAAACCAAACCAAACCAAACUUAAGACUGUUGAAUUUUACAGCGAAAACCAGGGGAAAUCUGAACAGGCCGACUUCGAUGUUGUGCAGGUUACAAGUGGAAGCUUGGUCUGAAUCAGUAUUAUUACAUCAAAACUUAACAUAAACCAGUUUACGAAAAAUAUAAACAAAAACUAAAAAUAUGCGUCACUUCUCGUGAUCUGACGCUACAGUGUAUAGAAACGGAAAUGUUGAAAUCAUUACAUUUGUAACGUAGCUGAGUUUAACUGUUAUUUUAAUCAACAAGGUUUAUCUUGGACAUGUUAAUCCCGCUGUCAGUUUUGUGCGAGCUAACCUUGGUAUGUUAACCCAGAUUAUGAAAUCAAAUAACGGCUGUAGUGUUGAUCAUGCUAAAAUCUGCAUUUCCGUUAGCUUUAACUGGCGUUCAGUUUCAAAGUUCAUUGGACUUCUUUGUGAAAGGCGAUUUGUAACGAAUAGGCGUUUAGCUUAAUAGUUUGAAUAAAAUCUUCGAGUUCGAGUAACACUGUAUCUACGACAAUGGUUGCCAUAGUGACCACAUAAUGUAGUUAUUCCAAAGGAUAUAACCAGUUAAUGUACUCUUCGUCUUAAAGGCUCUUUAACGGGCCGUCAAACACUCGUAGUUGGUCGUCAGCGCCAAAUCGAUAUGUUGAUCAGUUUAGAGACGACCCUCCUUAAUCCAGAUACGUCAACUAUUUUAGUACUAACAAUGUAGCUGAUCAGUCGGGUUUACAGUAUAAUGAAAGAAAAGACUUUCAUGAGGUUGAAACUGACAUUCCUGUGUGUAAGCAAUGGGAAAACCCUCGUUUUUUUAAAUCAUAUCUUACAUAUUUUAACGUCAAAACGUUUAUUUUUCAUGUUGAUUAAUUAUUCGUGGAGUCCUUGGAUCCACUGUACGAAAGCAUGUUAAAGUGUUUCACCAUGCGCUAUUACGUGUGAGUGACUUGCAAGCUCACCACAAUAUAUCUAUACAUGUAGGUCAUAUGUGCUACUAUUUUGUAUGUAUGUGGAGUGGAUCCUGUGUAUCUCUUGAGUUCUAUGGUUGCCACGCUGUGUCAACUUUAUAAUAAACAAAUGAAAUGUCACUUAA
Messenger RNA from Pecten maximus, 5163 nucleotides. Its product is annotated as globin-5-like. NCBI's taxonomy places the organism in Eukaryota, Metazoa, Mollusca, Bivalvia, Pectinida, Pectinidae. The transcript has 3 exons. The record is from RefSeq and is a predicted model, not a curated record. Gene Ontology annotation, molecular function: heme binding; oxygen binding. Bases 333 to 917 code for a protein of 194 amino acids.